Planococcus citri (citrus mealybug) is the source of this 579-nucleotide messenger RNA. Its product is annotated as basic proline-rich protein-like. The transcript has 3 exons. Bases 1 to 579 code for a protein of 192 amino acids. Lineage: Eukaryota; Metazoa; Arthropoda; Insecta; Hemiptera; Pseudococcidae. The record is from RefSeq and is a predicted model, not a curated record.
AUGGUGCCAGAUUGUUCCCAAUAUGUGAAAGGAAAAGCGUGUGCAGAGCAAGCUGGAAUGGACUGGAAAUUACUGAACGGUUGCCAACCAACAAAAAAAGCAGCGAAAUGGUGCGAUGCCAGAUAUCAGCAACUGAACAAAUUGCAUGAACCGAAAAUUCCUGGAGUAUUGUAUAAUAUGCAUUACGAUGCGGCUGCAGAAGCUGAGUCACUGAGUUGUUUGAAAACUGGCAUAUGUAAUCAAAUUAAGAAGCAAGGUGGGCAAUGUCCUGCUUGUGGAAAUUCUGGAGGUGGCGGCGGAAGUCCAGGAGGUGGGAAUCCACCAAGUGGAAAUCCACCGAGUGGAAAUCCCAGUGGUGGUGGGCAUCAACCAGGAGGUGGAAAUCCACCAAGUGGAAAUCCACCAAGUGGAAAUCCACCGAGUGGAAAUCCACCAAAUGGAAAUCCCAGUGGUGGUGGGCAUCAACCAGGAGGUGGAAAUCCACCAAGUGGAAAUCCACCGAGUGGAAAUCCACCAAAUGGAAAUCCCAGUGGUGGUGGGCAUCAACCAGGAGGUGGAAAUCCACCUGGUGGAUGUUAA